Messenger RNA from Manihot esculenta (cassava), 1622 nucleotides. RefSeq lists its product as uncharacterized. The record is from RefSeq and is a predicted model, not a curated record. The transcript has 7 exons. Bases 123 to 1565 code for a protein of 480 amino acids. Lineage: Eukaryota; Viridiplantae; Streptophyta; Magnoliopsida; Malpighiales; Euphorbiaceae. Gene Ontology annotation, cellular component: membrane.
CGAUUUUGACUGAUAAUUGAUGCUCUGAAUUGCUGGUGCUGGGAGAAAUCAGGCAACGAGAUUCGAAUAGGCAGCCACAGACAGAACGCGGAGAUUCGUAUUGAAGCUUAAGCGUUCUGUUUAUGGCUUCUCUACCGCCAUGUAAAUGGUCAUUAAACACAACACCCUCUUACUCUCUUUAUACUGUUAAUAAAUCUCCUCCUUCCUCAUUUCGUUUGUGUUCUGUCAAACGACGUCGUGUGAACAUACUCUCUUUGUACGAUUCUUCAUCCUCCUCCUCUGCCUCGUCUUCAUCUUCAUCUUCAUCUUCGAGCUCUAAUUCGGAUUCUGAAUUAACAAAAUCAAUAAAUUUGCGUAAUUCGACUUCGAGAAAACGGGUUGGAUUUGGUAAUGCUGCAAACAACGAGGUCGCUUUCGUCAAUUCCGUUUCCUCGAAGCGGAAUCCAAAUGGAUCUCAAAAGGAGCUACGGACCUUCAUUUUUAAGGCCUUGUUUGGGAGGAAAUCUUCGUGGAGGAGGAUAGUGUUUGCGUCGACGAAAGUCAGGAGCAUCAUUUUGCUCAACGUCAUCUCUGUUGUUUAUGCUAGCAACAUUCCAGUUGUCAAAGAAGUUGAAUCAAUCAUGGAUCCAGCAACCUUCACUGUUGUACGAUUUGCUGUAUCUGCUAUUCCAUUCAUCCCAUUUGUAUUGCAAGCACGAGGCAAUGUUAAAACCCGUAAUGCAGGGAUAGAGUUGGGCUUCUGGGUUAGUUUAGGAUACCUGAUGCAGGCACUUGGAUUGAUGACAUCAGAUGCUGGGCGUGCAUCCUUUAUAUCCAUGUUCACUGUAAUUGUGGUUCCAUUGCUUGAUGGUAUGUUAGGAGCAGUAGUUCCUGCCCGCACCUGGUUUGGAGCUCUCAUGUCCAUCAUAGGAGUUGCAAUGCUGGAAUCCAGUGGAUCUCCUCCUAGAGUUGGAGAUCUCUUGAACUUCUUAAGUGCGGUGUUUUUUGGUGUCCAUAUGCUUAGAACUGAACAUAUAGCAAGAAGCACAAAUAAAAAGGACUUCGUAUCUCUCCUUGGAUAUGAGGUAUGUGUUGUUGCUCUCUGCUCAACAAUAUGGUAUUUUGUUGGAGGCUGUUCUGAUGGCAUCCAAGCUUGUGAUCCAUCAUCCUGGACGUGGACAAUGGUUUGGCAUUGGAUGGUAACUUUUCCUUGGAUACCUGCACUGUAUACAGGAGUGUUUUCAACUGGAUUAUGCUUAUGGAUAGAGAUGGCUGCCAUGCGUGAUGUAUCUGCGACAGAAACUGCAAUAAUAUAUGGGCUGGAACCAGUGUGGGGUGCUGGUUUUGCGUGGUUUCUCCUUGGUGAAAGGUGGGGUGCUGCUGGUUGGAUUGGUGCCGCUCUUGUACUUGUUGGAAGCCUUACGGUACAAAUAUUCGGAUCAUCAUCCCCCGGUGGGUCAAACGAAGAUGAAGAGAGAAAUAAAAAAGUUGAUCGCCUUAUGGUUUCAAAUAAGCAAAAUGGUUUCUCUACCUCUCCAGUUCCAAUCAGUUCUAGCAAGGAUCUAAUUAAUACAUUGAAAAAGUAAGGCCCUUUCUUCUUUAAAUUGAUUAUCAGAACUUUUUUUUUUUUUUUUUUUCAAUUU